This is a messenger RNA of Rhizopus microsporus ATCC 52813, 909 nucleotides long. RefSeq names its product Non-histone chromosomal protein 6. The record is from RefSeq and is a predicted model, not a curated record. The transcript is spliced from 4 exons. NCBI's taxonomy places the organism in Eukaryota, Fungi, Mucoromycota, Mucoromycetes, Mucorales, Rhizopodaceae. The coding region runs from base 230 to 523 and encodes 97 amino acids.
UCAUCCGAAAAAACUAGCAUUGUCUGAAUUUGAAGUAUAAAAGAAACUGAGUAAUUGGUAUAAAACCUUGACCAGCCAAUCAUAAUGCCCACAUAAUCCUGUCAAAAAAGAAAAAAACGCGUCCAUUGUUUAAUCCCAGACCUUCCAAUAAAAAACAUAAUCGCCUCAUUUCAGUUGCCGUAUUUCUCCCUCUGUAAAAUUUCUUCUUUUUUUUACUAUAAAUUUUAAUAUGCCUAAAGAAGCUCCCACUAAGGUUAGUAAGCGUGCCUCCCCUGACGAUAAGAAGAAGCGCGGAAAGAAAGAUCCAAACGCCCCCAAGCGUGCCUUGUCUGCAUACAUGUUCUUCUCUCAAGCCAAUCGCGAAAAAGUCAUUAAGGAGAACCCAGGUGCUAAGUUCGGUGAAAUUGGUAAGAUCCUUGGUGCCAGAUGGAAGGAAUUGUCUGAUGAAGAAAAGAAGCCUUUUGUUGAACAAGCUGAAGCUGACAAGAAGCGUUAUGAAGAAGAAAAAGCAAAAGCAGGUUAAAAAUUUUUUACAGUCGUCUUUUCUCUUUGCAUUCUAUACAUAAAAAAAUAACUACUUGCGGCCUAAAGUCCUAAAAGCGCGCUGUCUUUCACCCAUUGCCUUGUACCUAUUUUUCUCUUGUCUUUUAGCAUCUUCUGGUGUAGGUUGAUAAUUUGAUUUUAGUAUACGGCGAAUAGCUUCUCCUGAUAUUUUGAACUCUUGGGACAGCUUUGUUAUGUUGUAAUCAGGCUGUAAUGCACAUCUACGAAUCUUUUCCAUAGUCUCUCUUGACACUCGCUUUUUUGGUAGCCAAUUUGGUUUAGCGGGAUUAGUAUUUGUCACAAAGGUUCUUAUUGAUCUUGACAAAAGAGAUUGUAAGGACAUGAAGUAGUUGCUUUAAAAAGGAA